CGUCACCUCAGUAUGACCCAUCACCUGAGUAUGAACCUGAAGCAGGUUCUUCAUCAUUUCAGCAAUCAUCUCAACAUCAAAUAGAACUUUCACAGAAGGAUGCUGAUGAUUUAUUUGGUUGUAAUGAUUAA
Molecule: messenger RNA, 131 nt
Organism: Cetraspora pellucida
Lineage: Eukaryota; Fungi; Glomeromycota; Glomeromycetes; Diversisporales; Gigasporaceae
Source: the annotation of a GenBank genome assembly